AAUAUAUCAAAGUAUUCUCCGUGAAGGUUUGUUAUUAUAUAAUUUGGCACUUAUAUUUUUCGUGCUAUGGACCCUGUCCAAUUAUUGUGUCAAAGUUUAUCACAGCUCAUCUAUACUGCCCUUUGAACAAAUUAUACAACAAUUGAAAAUUGAAUAGAAAGUUGUCUUUAAAAGUUCACUCAAUGUCACAGUUCUUUUUUAAGUACUGUUAUUUUAUUGUUCUUGAAAUGUAGACUAUUAUUUGCAUUGAUAAUGAUGGAGAACUUGCAAACGUUUGUCACAAAUCACCUAUUACAGCUUCAUAAUUCAGCAACUUUGUCAGUUGAAUUAAUAUUUUUUUUUUAUCAACAGUGCAUAGCCCUGGCUUUGGUGGCGUGUAGCAGCGCCGAGCCUCCUUCCGGAUAUAACUACAACCGGCCAUCCGGCGGCGGUGGAUUCAGCGGUGGUUUCAGCGGUGGAUUUAGUGGUGGAUUGAGCGGCGGCGGUGGCUACCGUGCCGUUUCCUCCGGAUACCAGACCUCCGAAGGCCAGAACGUCGACCCCCAACUCCUCGAGCAAGUCCGCCAGAUCCUCCUUAAAGAAGAAGCCUCCUCGUCCUCCGGCUUCGGCGGUGGUUUCGGCGGCGGUCACGCUCCCUCCUCCUCCUACGGUGCCCCCUCAUCCUCCUACGGAGUCCCAUCCAGCUCCUACGGAGUGCCAUCUGCCCGCGUCGUCGGCAUCAACCUUGAGGGAGUACGUCAAGCCAUCCAAGUAGCCCAAUUCGAACAAUCCGGUGGCUCCUCCGGUGGAUAUGCGUCUGGACCUUCCUCUUCGUACGGAGCCCCUGCCCCCUCUGGCAGCUACGGCGCCCCCUACUAAAUAAACCAAAAUCGUACCGAACGCAUCUAAACUGCUCUGUUAGUCAAACCAGUUGAAUGCCACAUAGUUCGGUUGUACUAUUCGGGAACGCCUACUUCAACCAUGGCGGCUCGAAUGUUUAUUCAAUUGGGCCGGUGGUCACGUACAAUGUAGGUGGCGCCGGCCGCGUACCAUCACAGCGGCCAACGCUUGCGACUAUGCACGUACACGGGUUAGCUACACCCCAGCGACCAGCCAGGCGUCAAUGGAGACGCCAUGACAUAUGUCACUGUCACCGCGACAGCUGUCAGAGUCGCCGCCAAAAGGACGCAGUGGCUAGCCGCUGGGACGAACUCAUGUCUCUGUAUAAAGUUUAUCUUAAGAUUAGCUUAAUUUAUCUUUUAAGUUUUUAUUUUGUUUACAAAAAAAAUAAAUACAUUUUGACACCGU
Molecule: messenger RNA, 1287 nt
Organism: Diatraea saccharalis (sugarcane borer)
Lineage: Eukaryota; Metazoa; Arthropoda; Insecta; Lepidoptera; Crambidae
Source: the annotation of a GenBank genome assembly